AUGGGGGCCUAUCUCUCCCAACCCGUCACCGAGAAGGACUCCACCGACGGCGCCUCGGCGUCGUUCGCGUACGGGACGACGGCGAUGCAGGGAUGGCGAACGAACAUGGAGGACGCGCAUGCGACGAUACCGGAGCUCGAUGGGCGAACGGCGUUCUUCGCGGUGUUCGAUGGACACGGCGGGAAGGAGGUGGCGCUGUACGCGGCGAGGCACCUGCACGAGUCUUUGAAGGAGACGGAGGGGUUCGAGGGCGAUGGUGAUGCCCUGAAGGGGGCGUUGGAGGAGAGUUUUCUCGCGCUUGAUCGACGGAUGUUGUCGAAGGAGGCGGCGAGCGAGCUCAGGGCGCUGCGGAGCGGGUCCGGGGAAGAGGAGGACGGCGCCUUGGGAGGUUUAGUGCGAACGGGCGCGAACGCGGAGGAACAGAGGAAUCGACGGGCGGAGAUCAACGCCAAACUUCGAGCGGCGCUGAUCGAGCAGAUGAAGGAACAGGACCCGAACAUCGACGAGAGGGAUAUUAAGUUUGAUUUCGAGCUGGAAGACUCGGAUUUCGAUGAACCCCAGCCGAGCUCAUCUGAGGAUGGCGGCGUCGACGCGCUCGAUCGUUGGUCGGGUCCACAAGCGGGUGCGACGUCCGUUGUCGUGUGCAUUCGCGGCAACAACGCGUACUGUGCCAACGCGGGCGACUCCCGCGCGGUUUUCUCGCGAAAGGGCGGGGUUGCCGAGGAUAUGAGCAACGACCACAAGCCGAUGAAUGAGGAGGAGCGUAAGCGCAUCAUGAAUGCCGGUGGAUUCGUGAGCGAAGGGCGAGUCAACGGUUCACUCGCGCUCUCGAGAGCGUUGGGAGACUUUGAGUACAAAAGAAACAAAGAUCUCUCCGAGAAGGAGCAGGCGGUGACCGCCUUCCCGGAGAUUAGGGAGUUUGAAUUACGAGAGGGUGACGAAUUCAUGAUUCUCGCCUGCGACGGAAUUUGGGACGUCAUGUCGUCUCAGGAAUGCGUAACUUUCGUCAGAGAACGACUCAUCGCGGGCGCGAAAUCGGAGACUUUCAAAAUAAGUCGGGUGUGUGAAGAGCUCUGCGAUGCAUGUCUCGCUCCGGACACUCGCGGAUCCGGUCUCGGAUGCGAUAACAUGUCCGUCGUGAUUGUCCUCUUGCAAAAAUUCUGGCAACCGACGAGCGCGUGA
Molecule: messenger RNA, 1182 nt
Organism: Ostreococcus tauri
Lineage: Eukaryota; Viridiplantae; Chlorophyta; Mamiellophyceae; Mamiellales; Bathycoccaceae
Product: Protein phosphatase 2C
Exons: 2
Coding region: 1-1182 (393 amino acids)
Biological process (GO): protein dephosphorylation
Molecular function (GO): protein serine/threonine phosphatase activity; cation binding
Source: RefSeq, a predicted model, not a curated record